AUGCGUCGGCAGUGGCUGAAACGACAUAAGCAGCGGUUGAAACGGCGGCAGCAACUACGAGAUCGUUUUAAGAUUGAUCGACUAGAACCGGGCUCUUCGGCCGGGCCAGACGACGUGUGUGUGUCAAACCAAAAUCCACCCUCGCCACGCAUCGAUGCUAUUACCCCCGCACUGGACGAUGAAGAAUAUUGUAUUAAUGAUGAGCUACCCUGCCAACACAAUAGAAGACGGAUAGUAAAAACCAACAGUUUGUCGUCCGAGACUGCGACGUCAUCGUCUCACGCAAUCACGAACAACCUGUUGAAGGCGCCGGUAAUGCGGAUUCAGCGCCGUAGUCGCAGUCGCACCCGUAACCACGGUAAGCCCCGGCGACUUUGCACCGUGUCGCCGCCCAGCCAUCGCUCGAGCAUCAUUACCCAAGAGAAGAUACGGGGGAGGUCGAGAUCACCGCUACAUGUGGGGAGGUCACCCUCUCGUUCAUUAGUACCCACAAUCCCUCGUCUAUCACCGUCGCAGCUGCCGCUUUCACACUCCCCAGACACCACUACCGCCACCGAUAUUGGCGCUAGUACCGCAACUACAACGAUCGCCGGGCGACCUCAUUUGUCACAGUCGCCACCAGAAGCGCUCGGGUCGACCCUGCAGCGCCCUAACGACGACAGCGGCUCUAGCGCUACGCUUUCGCAAGUCGCACUCACAUUACUUGAACUAUCCGAACAGUAG
This is a messenger RNA of Macrosiphum euphorbiae (potato aphid), 723 nucleotides long. NCBI's taxonomy places the organism in Eukaryota, Metazoa, Arthropoda, Insecta, Hemiptera, Aphididae. The record is from the annotation of a GenBank genome assembly.